ACAUCCGCUGCCAACAACACCAGAGGAGCACUACCACCACUCAGCUCCGACUCCUCUCCGCCUGUCUGCCACCGCCGUUCUCAUGUCUCUUCCUCCUCACCACACCACCCUCGACGCUCGCUACUUCUCCACACCCUCUAUGGACCGACAAUGGCUGCGGCAACGACGGAUCCGCGCCCUACCGGCCUGACAUCAUCACCACAACAAACAGAACCUUCCAUAGCGCAGGCGCGAUGGCCGUCCUUGCCCACAAACCUCAUCAGCUUGCUCAACCCCUUUGGUCAGGCGAGCACCAACAGCAAUGCCAACGGCGACGAAAGUGAUCCCGCAAAAACGGCGGCCCAGCAGUCACAGCGCAAUGAGUCCGAGCUCUCCACCCUGAAACGGCCAGUCCUAUCCACUAUGCAAUAUAAUGGCAUGACUGGCUCUACGCCCCCUUCGCCUACCAGGAGCAGCACCUCCGUCAUGUUCGCCGAGCCAGACACGAGGAGCACAAGCGAUGAUGGGUCACGAGAUGGUAGCGUGAGCGACUUCAAGCGGGCACGCAAGAGCACGAGGCCCAAGACGCGCUACAGCAUAUGCCAUCCAGUGCCGGAGUCGAAGGUCAAACAGAAGCUACACCGACAGCCGCGAUCGCUCCUACAGUUGCACAGGUUGCAACCCAAUGCGCGGCCUCUACCAGCAUUGGAAGUGAUACCCUCAGCGAACUUCAGUGUCCGCUUGACCCGCGCCAUCACCAAAGUGUUUCAGGCAAAGCACGGAUUCUGCGUCAAUGACCUUGUCGUCCUCAAGGCAGAAAAAUAUGGGACGCAGGACGAAGAAGCUGAGGCUCGAGAUGUCAUUGGCUUGAUCUGCAAAGGGAGUCGGGAGGAACAAAAGACGGGAAGCGGCAAAAUGCUCAUUCACAUGGCAUCUGGUCAACAGUGGGAGGCCUAUACCACUUCCAAUGGCGCCUACGAGUGCUGUAUGACCGACGAGCAUGGUCUCAAGGAGGUCGUACGAUGGGUCCCGAAGAAAAACAAGGAUGGCAAGGGGGUCACGUCCAAUGGCACGCGCAAGUUCAACUUCAGCACUAUUUCACCUCACAGCCGCCGCCAUCCCGUUAUUGCAUCAUUGCAAAAGACUGGCCUCGAGAUCAACGACUCUUAUAAGAUCCCUGAGCCCACGAUCAGAACACCACUCAGCACUCCCCAGUUGAGUGCAACGGUCCUUGAGGACGCAUUCGAUGAAGACGCGGGUGAUCGGGGUCAAUCUGUCGUCACUGAUGAUGCUACUCGACAAAUCGUAACUCUGACUGCUAUCUGGGUUGCGAUGCGUGAGGGCUGGUCGCCGAACUUCAGAUAUGAUGACAAGCGCGACUCACUACCAACGGACCCUCCUAAUUCUCCGGGCAGAUUCGUCGCUAGUUCUGUGCUCAGCCCUCCCGGAUCUCCAGCACCUUUUGCUCCGCUCGAGAAGCGCGCGAGCAUCAGAAGUUUCGGUUCCGGAAUCGUCCAUCGAGCAAGUCACUUGGGUCGAAGUAAUCGCAAUAGCGUAUCUUCGGUUCGAGGCGAUUCUGAUGUUGAAUCUCCCGCUCCCAGUAGAAGCGCGAGCAUCAGCCUGGCACCCACUGGACGGACCAGAGCAGAUUCUUCCUCGACUGUUCUUGUACAUCGUGCAGCCAGCAACCGACGGAAGAGAACAGAGGCCUUGCGCGAAGACUCUCUCGAAGACCUCACAGCAUCGGGUUCAACAGCUGCGCAAACGCCAAGGAAGACUCAGUCAUCACCUCUCGCCAGGAAGUCGGUUGGCGAUGGACAGUCAUCAGAAAGCGACAUGCCCAAGCGUCACAACGAUGCUUCACCUCCUCCGACAACAGGAGGGUCGCGAUCAGGUACUUCUGAAGAUAAAGCGGGUAACCGCACAUCCACCACUACCGAAGGGACUACGAGCACGAGACGGGCCAACCAUCCUCCUGUACUAGAGAUGCGAGCGCAGCCGAAACGGAGAGGUUGGAGGCGGUUGCUACUUUGUGGGUCAAGUAAAGCGUAGCAAGGGCGAUUCUUACCAGGCCAGCAUUUGGGCAGCGCACUGGACGCCUCUCUACGCUCAUUGUACAUAACACCUGAUGGAAACGGCCUAUCAACAAAAGUGAAGGAAGGGGAAGACAGAUUAACUAUAAUUAUCUUGUACAUAGCUGGACUAUCAAGCUGUCACCACCACCGGCACGAUUAACUUUUGUUUUCUUGCCA
Cercospora beticola is the source of this 2231-nucleotide messenger RNA. RefSeq lists its product as uncharacterized. NCBI's taxonomy places the organism in Eukaryota, Fungi, Ascomycota, Dothideomycetes, Mycosphaerellales, Mycosphaerellaceae. The record is from RefSeq and is a predicted model, not a curated record.